This is a messenger RNA of Saccharomycopsis crataegensis, 5859 nucleotides long. RefSeq names its product RNA helicase (gene SLH1). Lineage: Eukaryota; Fungi; Ascomycota; Saccharomycetes; Ascoideales; Saccharomycopsidaceae. The transcript has a single exon. Gene Ontology annotation, molecular function: ATP hydrolysis activity; ATP binding; nucleic acid binding. Bases 1 to 5859 code for a protein of 1952 amino acids. The record is from RefSeq and is a predicted model, not a curated record.
AUGUUUUCCACCUCCUACAACGCGGACUCUACCAAGUCCUUUAUGGAGGCAAUGGGAAAGAUGACCUUCCGUCUAAAUGAAUUGGACUUAGAUUAUCCAGAUUCCAAUUCGAUACCCAUAAUCGAUAAAGAGGAAAACAAAUUUCUUCAAGAAAAGCUUAAAAGGUUCGAUAAAUUAAUCCCGACCAUUGUGGAUACAGACUUUUCCAUUAGUGAAGAAGACGAGGACGAGGAACUGUCGUCAUCAGCGGAUGAAGAUUUUUAUCCUGAUUGCAGUCUACUCUCCGAGAUCCAGACAGAUUUUGAGAGAAUUGAAAAAUCAAAGAAUUUGCAUGAAAAGGGAAGUUUAUUGAACAAUGUGAUCGAUAUUUUGGAAAAUAACACUUCAGACGAACAGAUCCAAAGUUUAUUGUUUGAUCUUCUUGGGUUUGAAGAGUUUGAUUUGAUUGGCAAAUUGAUUCAAGAAAAACCAUCCAUCUUGCAACAACACAAGGCUAUCAACUCAAAAUCUGGUGAACCAAGUUUAAAAUCCAGAUUAUUAACUCCUGCCAAAAGAGAAGAAAUGAUUAAAAAAAAUUUCGAAGCCGCCAAAAAUGCCAAACUUUUGCCAACUGAAUAUUCUGCUUCCGAAAAGAAGUAUCCCCAUGUGUACGCCCAAUCUCAAAACAUUGGGAAUACCGUCAGUAUUUCAGGGAAAAAAUUCAAGUUGCCUCCUGGGACCACCAGAAAGAAUUUCGGGAAGUUUGAAGAGGUGGUUAUUCCAAUUAAUGAAGACAAGCCAAAGUAUGUCAGUUCGCAUGGGUUGAUUUACAUUGAAGAGUUGGAUCCGCUUUGUAUCAAUACAUUCCAAGGUUAUAAAUCCUUGAAUAGAGUGCAAUCUUUGGUUUAUCCUGUGGCGUAUCAGACCAAUGAAAAUAUGUUGAUUUGUGCGCCUACUGGUGCCGGUAAGACAGAUAUCGCUCUAUUGACGAUUUUGCAUACCAUUCAACAAUUCACCACCCAAAAUGUCACUGAAGAGGGCGCGUUGAAAAUCGAUAUCGAUUAUAACAAUUUUAAAAUCGUGUAUAUUGCUCCAUUGAAAGCCCUUGCUGCAGAAAUUGUUGAAAAAUUCUCUACGAAAUUGCGUUGGCUUAAUAUUCAAGUACGUGAAUUGACCGGUGAUAUGCAAUUGACAAAGACGGAAAUCAUGAAUACCCAAAUCAUUGUCACCACUCCAGAAAAAUGGGAUGUGGUCACCAGAAAGUCAACUGGGGACGACGAGCUUGUUUCUAAAGUAAAGUUGUUGAUUAUUGAUGAAGUUCAUUUGUUGCAUGAAGAUAGAGGUUCUGUUAUCGAAACUUUGGUGGCGAGAACCCUUAGACAGGUGGAAAGUACCCAAUCUAUGAUUCGUAUUCUUGGUUUAUCCGCCACUUUACCUAAUUAUGUUGAUGUUGCGGACUUUUUGGGGGUCAAUAGACAAGUUGGGAUGUAUUAUUUUGAUCUGAACUUUAGACCCUUACCAUUGAGACAAGAAAUUAUUGGUAUUAGACAACCGAAUAAUGAUUUCAGGAAAAAUAGAGAAAAUUUAACAGAAAUCUCCUAUGAUAAGUUGGCGGAAUACGUCAAGGACGGUAACCAAGUUAUGGUGUUUGUUCAUUCCAGAAAAGAAACUAUCAACACCGCCAGAGAUUAUAUUGGGUUAGCACGUCAAUAUGGUGAUUCUCCUAUCUUUGACUGUGAAGAAAAUAGUAAAUUUUAUGAUUUCGAAAAAGAAGUCAUGAAAAAGGAUAGAAGUAAAGAUUUGAAGGAUAUUUUCCGUGAUGGUUUCGGUAUUCAUCAUGCUGGUAUGCUUCGUACCGAUAGAAACUUAGUGGAGAAAAUGUUCGCUGCUGGUUCCAUCAAGGUGUUAGUUUGUACUGCGACUUUAGCGUGGGGUGUCAAUUUACCAGCCUCCACAGUUAUGAUUAAAGGGACCCAAGUUUAUGAUCCAAAGAAGGGUGGCUUCACUGAUUUAGGAAUUUCAGACGUGAUUCAAAUUUUCGGUAGAGCUGGUAGACCACAAUUUGAAAAAUAUGGUACCAGUAUUUUGUUUACCGCAAUGAAUAAGUUAGAUCAUUAUUUGGACUUACUCACCCAACAACAUCCUAUCGAAUCUAAGUUUGCUGGUAAGUUGGUGGAUAACUUGAAUGCAGAAAUUUCCCUCGGUACCGUCAUGAAUGUUGACGAAGGUGUCCGUUGGUUAGGUUAUACUUACUUAUUUGUGAGAAUGAGACAAAAUCCAUUCUCUUACGGGUUAGAUUGGAGAGAUUUGCAGGAUGACCCCCAGUUAAUUGGUAAGAGACGGGAAAUGAUCAUUAACGCCGCAAGACGAUUGCACUCUUUGCAAAUGAUUGUGUUUGAUGAAAGAUCUUCUGCUUUCAUCACCAAAGAUUUGGGAAGAAUCGCUUCCGAAUUUUAUCUUUUGAGUGAUACUGUCGAAGUUUUCAACAAAGUUUUGAGUCCUAGGGCUACUGAGGCCGACGUUUUGGCCAUGAUCAGUGUCAGUAGUGAAUUUGAUGGCAUUACAUUCAGACCAGAAGAAGAAGACGAGUUGAAAAGAAUGGAAGGUGAAACUGCCUGUGAAGUAUCCGGUGAGAUCAGCACCCCGCUGUCGAAGACCAAUAUUUUGUUGCAAUCUUUUAUAUCGAAGUCGGUAGUCAAGAACUCUGCGUUAUCAUCAGAUAUGAAUUAUAUCGCUCAAAACUCUGCCAGAAUCUGCAGAGCUUUAUUGUUUAUUGGUAUUAAUCGUCGCUGGGGGUCAUUGAGUAGAGUGAUGUUGUCUCUUUGUAAAAGUAUCGAUAAACAAAUGUGGCAUUUUGAACAUCCAUUAUCACAAUUCAAUAUCCAACCUCAAAUUAUGAAAGUUCUUAGAAACAAGAACCCAUCUAUUGACAGUUUGAAGUCAAUGGAUUUUGGGGAGAUCGGCGACUUGGUUCAUAAUAAAGGUAUGGGUAAAACAUUGGGUAGAUUGGUGGAUCGUUUCCCUAGCUUGUUCAUUGAUGCGGAAAUUUUCCCAGUGACCGCCAAUGUUAUGAGAGUUAGUGUUACAAUUGAGCCUGAUUUUGUUUGGGAUCAUAAAUUCCAUGGCACCAUCCAAUUCUUUUGGAUUUUUGUGGAAUCGAACUCUAGCUCAUCUCUUUUACAUUUUGAUAAGUUAUUAUUGAAUUCUAGAAACUUCAAAAAUCCUCAUAAGUUGGAAUUCAUGAUCCCAUUAUCUGAUCCAUUACCUUCUCAGAUCGUUGUUAGUGCGGUAUCUGAUUCGUGGAUCGGCUCAGAAACCAGCCAUAUGGUUUCUUUCCAACAUUUGAUUCGUCCAUGUAAUGAAACGGUCACUUCAAAAUUACUCAAAUUGCAACCCUUGCCGGUUUCUGCUUUACACAAUCCACAAAUUGAGAAAAUCUACAACCCUAAAUUCAGUUACUUCAACGGUAUGCAGACGAUGGUGUUCCAUUCCUUGUACCAUAGCAACUCGUCAGCAUUCGUGGGCUCUCCGACUGGUUCAGGGAAAACAAUCGCUGCCGAAUUGGCAAUCUGGCAUGCUCUAAGAGACUUCCCAGGUUCUAAAAUCGUCUACAUUGCCCCAAUGAAGGCGUUGGUCAGAGAAAGAGUCGAUGAUUGGCGUGCGAAAAUUAGCGCUAACACUAAGUAUAAACUCGUUGAAUUGACUGGUGAUUCUACUCCGGAAGCCCGUGAAGUUAGAGACGCGUCGAUCAUUGUUACCACUCCUGAAAAAUUCGAUGGUAUUUCACGUAACUGGCAAACCAGAAAGUUUGUGCAACAAGUUUCUUUGGUUAUCAUGGAUGAAAUCCAUUUAUUGGCAAGUGAUCGUGGUCCAAUUCUUGAAAUGAUUGUCAGUCGUAUGAAUUACAUUUCUUCAAAAACUCAAAAACCUGUUAGAUUGCUUGGUAUGUCUACCGCGGUGUCUAAUGCCAUGGAUAUGGCUAGUUGGUUGGGUGUCAAGGAUGCUUUAUUUAAUUUCCCACAAGCGGUGCGUCCAGUUCCUUUACAAAUGUAUAUUGAUGGGUUCCCAGAUAAUCUUGCCUUUUGCCCGCUCAUGAAGAAGAUGAAUAAGCCGGCAUUUAUGGCGAUCAAGCAACAUUCACCAAAUAAACCGGUGCUUAUUUUCGUUGCCUCUAGAAGACAGACGAGAUUGACCUCACUUGAUUUGAUUCACCUUUGUGGAUUGGAAGAUAAUCCAAAAAGAUUCCUCCGUAUGGACGAAGAAGAACUCGAAGAUAUUCUAGCUCAAGUUAAGGAUGAUACUUUGAAAUUGUCUUUACAGUUUGGGAUCGGGUUACAUCAUGCUGGGUUGGUUGAUCUGGAUCGUAAAAUAUCUCAUAGAUUGUUUGAGCAAAAUAAGAUCCAAAUUCUUGUUGCCACCUCCACUUUGGCUUGGGGGGUCAAUUUGCCUGCCCAUUUGGUUAUUAUUAAAGGUACCCAAUUCUUUGACGCGAAAAUUGAGGGCUAUCGUGAUAUGGAUUUGACCGAUGUCUUGCAAAUGAUGGGUCGUGCUGGUAGACCUGCUUACGAUACUACCGGGAUUGCGAUUGUCUAUACCAAGGAAUCGAAAAAGACCUUCUAUAAGCAUUUCUUGAACGUUGGUUUCCCAGUGGAAAGUUCCUUACAUAAAGUGCUCGACGAUCAUAUUGGUGCCGAAAUUGCUUCGGGAACUAUUACUACUCAACAAGAGGCUUUAGAUUUCUUAUCCUGGACUUUCUUAUUCCGCAGAGUUUAUAACAAUCCGACCUAUUAUGGUAUUGAGGAUACUAGCGACGGCGGCGCCAGUGAUUAUUUGACGGAUCUUGUGGACAGCAGUAUUAAAAACUUGAAAGAGUCUAAAUGUGUGAAACUUCUGAAUAAGAGCAAUAAGGUCGUGGUCACCGCCACUCCGUUCUUACAAAUUUCGUCUUAUUAUUAUAUGUCUCAUAAGACGGUACGUAUUUUCCUUGAUGAAAUCAAGCAAACUCCAACAUUUGCCCACUGUCUCAAGAUUCUUUCUUCUGCUGUCGAAUAUAAUGAAUUGCCAACUCGUCAUGGUGAAGAGCUCAUUAAUGCAGAAUUGUCCCAACAAAUGAGACACCAAUUUGAAGAUCAUUUUGAAGGCUUACCUGUGUGGGAUCCUCAUGUGAAAACAUUCUUAUUGCUUCAAGCGUAUAUGUCGCGUAUUGAAUUGCCAAUUGCCGAUUAUGCCCAAGACACGGUCACCGUUCUUGACCAAGCGCUUCGUAUUCUUCAAGCGUACAUUGACAUGGCUGCGGAAUGUGGAUACCUCAAUGCGGUUAAGAUGUUUAUCAGUUUGAUGUGGUGUGUUAAACAGGGCCAUUGGUUUGAUGAUGAUCCAGUUUUCAACUUGCCAGGGUUUAAGAUCAAACCAUUAUCGGGAGCGAAAGAUGGUGAUUCGUUGACUUUGGAGAAGCUUGGUAAGAUGACAAAACAACAAAUGUCCAAAUUAUCAAUCAUGAAACUUAACCGUCGUGCUGAUCAAUUCUACAAAGUGGCCACCAGCUUGCCUACCGGAAAAAUGCGGAUUGUUCCCCAAAAGGAUUGGAAACAGUUGGAAGUCAUUGUUGAACAUGAUAAUCAACCGCUCAAUGGCACUUUUAAGGCGUGGUGUGCCAAGUAUCCUAAAUCACAAAAGGAAGGAUGGUUCUUUAUGAUUUGCGAUGAAGAAGAAAACGAAUUGUAUUUGAUCAAGAGAGCCAAUCCUACGUUCGAAGGGAAGAAAGGGGUUGUUGCCGGAGUUUUCAAUAUUCCAAAGCAAUUAAGAGGUCAUGAAUUGAGCGUGAUUUGUGUUAAUGAUGCAAUGAAUAUUCAGUAUGCUAUGAAACACUCUUUUAUUUGA